UCCUCUCUGCAUCCUCCCCACCCUGCCAACAACAUGCACCUUGCCAGUUUGGUCAGCUCCUGCUCCCUCCUACUGCUACUGGGGGCCCUUCCUGGAUGGGCGGCCAAUGAUGACCCCAUUGAGAAGGUCAUUGAAGGAAUCAACCGAGGGCUGAGCAAUGCAGAGAGAGAGGUGGGCAAGGCCCUGGAAGGCAUCAAUAAUGGAAUCACUCACGCUGGAAGGGAAGUGGAAAAAGUUUUUAAUGGACUUAGCCACGUGGGGAGCCAGGCCGGCAAGGAACUGGACAAAGGCGUCCAGGGGCUCAACAACGGCUUGGACAAGGCCGGAAAGGAGGCAGACAAAGUGGUCCAAGGGGUCCACGAUGGGGUCAACCAGGCCGGGAAGGAGGCAGAGAAAUUUGGCCAAGGGGUCAACCACGCUGCUGGCCAGGCUGGAAAGGAAGCGGAUAAACUUGGCCAAGGUGUCCACCAUGCUGCUGGCCAGGCCGGGAAGGAGGUGGACAGGUUGCAGCAGAAUGUUCAUAAUGGGGUCAACCAAGCCGGCAAGGAGGCCAACCAGCUGCUGAAUGGCACUCACCCAGGCGUUUCCACCGGCCAGCACGGAGGGGGCGCAACCACAACAGUAGCAUCUGGAGCCUCGGUCAACAAGCCCUUCAUCAACAUUCCAGCUCUGUGGAAGAGCAUCGCCAACAUCAUUCCCUAAACUGAUGCACUGGCCUCACUCAGCAGACUGACAUUCCUGUUGUCAUACUAGCUGAAAUGACCCGGAGGAGCUGGGGGCGGGGGGCAGAUUUCCUGAGUCCCGGGAGGGGGCUGUACUGGGGUUUGUGAAUAAAUAUGACA
Messenger RNA from Zalophus californianus (California sea lion), 842 nucleotides. It is a transcript of the gene SBSN, whose product is annotated as suprabasin. The transcript has 5 exons. The record is from RefSeq and is a predicted model, not a curated record. Bases 34 to 702 code for a protein of 222 amino acids. Lineage: Eukaryota; Metazoa; Chordata; Mammalia; Carnivora; Otariidae.